Iphiclides podalirius (scarce swallowtail) is the source of this 315-nucleotide messenger RNA. NCBI's taxonomy places the organism in Eukaryota, Metazoa, Arthropoda, Insecta, Lepidoptera, Papilionidae. The record is from the annotation of a GenBank genome assembly.
AUGCUCAAAUACGUAACCGUCCUAUGCGUUGUGGCUGCCCUGUGCUCAGCAGCCCCGCAGCAAAAUAACCAAGAUGUACAGAUCUUGCGUUUCGACAACGACGUUCAGGUCGAUGGAUACAGUUUCGCGUACGAAACAAGUGACGGUACAUCGCGACAGGAGGAGGGAAAACUUGACAAUCCUCAGUCCGAAAACGCAGCGCUAACUGUUACCGGUCAAUAUGCAUACGUCGCUCCCGACGGCAAGCACUACUCCGUCACAUUCACCGCCGGACCCAAUGGAUUCCAGCCCAAGACUUCUCUCGGCCAGAAGAAA